AUAUACAAUUGACAUUUGACAGUUUAAUGACAGCCCUGUAGGAUAAGGCUUAUCAUUUACAAAAGAGAAGUAAAAUGGUAGUCUUUAGCACUUUAAGGCCUCUUUUGGGGCUUACAAGUGCCUCAGUAAGAUAUACUGUUGCUAAAAGGUCUAUGUCUGAUCACAAACAUAUGAAUAUAGCACCCUCAAGAUGGCAAUGGUCGAAAACCAAGGAUUUGCUUCACUUUUAUUUGUUACUUGGAAUUAUUCCUUGUUCCUUAGGUGUUCUAUAUGCUAAUGUUUUUAUUGGGCCAGCUAAACUAAGUGAAAUACCUGAGGGAUAUGAACCAAAAUAUUGGGAAUAUUUUAAAAGUCCUGUUACCCGCUUCUUGGCCAGAUACGUUUACACCAACCCACAGCAAGAAUAUGAAAAAUACUUGUGUUAUAUUUUUGUUGAAGAUGAAAAAAGGAAACUUAGGGAACUAGAGGAUCAAAUCAAGAAGAAAAUGAGUGAAAGAAAUGAUUAUCAAGCUUACUACUACAGACCAGUUUUGGCCAAAUACUACAGAAUAUCUCGUGAAGCUGCCGAUUAUUUGGAAACCAUUAGGGGAGAUUAAUUUGGUUUAAAAAUUUGUAGUUAAUUGUACCUAAUUUUAAUAAGUUAAUAAAAAUGUU
This is a messenger RNA of Brassicogethes aeneus, 654 nucleotides long. Lineage: Eukaryota; Metazoa; Arthropoda; Insecta; Coleoptera; Nitidulidae. The record is from the annotation of a GenBank genome assembly.